Messenger RNA from Chlorella variabilis, 753 nucleotides. RefSeq lists its product as hypothetical. Lineage: Eukaryota; Viridiplantae; Chlorophyta; Trebouxiophyceae; Chlorellales; Chlorellaceae. The record is from RefSeq and is a predicted model, not a curated record. The coding region runs from base 1 to 753 and encodes 250 amino acids. The transcript is spliced from 4 exons.
AUGGAUAUGAGCACGCGCCAGAAGCUGGCGGAGCUCAUACAGAAGGACAUCGACCAGCUGCGAGAGAAGGCAGAAGGGCAGGGUGUGACGGCCUGGCUGACGCGGCCCGUGCAGCGCGAGCGCCCAAACGAGCGCUUCCUCAUCAGCACCCUGCGCGGCGUGCAGGCCCACAACCGGCGCGCGGAGGAGGAGGAGAUGUGGGAGCGCUACCAGCAGCGGCGGCAGCGCGAGGAGGGGGAGCAGGGGGAGGCAGCGCAGCGGCAGCGGGGUCAUUCCAGUGGUCACGCUGAGGAGGGGGGUCAUGUGAGCGACGAUGCCAUCGCCGCUAUGGUUGCCAGCAAGCGCAGCAGGGGCCGGGGCGGGGUGGGGUCUCGCAUGGAUGUGCCGGGGCCCUACUUGCCCUCUGGUGAGACUGCUGAGCUGGCCAAUGAUGACACAGAGUUGGUGCGGCGGCAGCAGCUGGGACCAGCUCGCCCGGAGUGGCUGCAGAGGCAGGAGCAGGAGCAGGAGGAGCGGGAGCUGAUUGCCAUGGGCGAGGCGCUGCAGCAGCGGCGGCGCGGGAAGAAGCAGCGGCGGCGGGGCGACGGCGCUCGGUCGGGCAGCGGGAGCAGCAGCAGCAGCGGCGGCGGCAGCGGCGGCAGCUCCAGCGAUAGCAGCGCUGAGCGGCGGAGAAGGAAGCGGCGAAGAAGCAAGAAGGAGAAGAAGGUGAAGAAGAAGCGCAGGAAGCAGAAGAGGGUGAAGGAAGGGAGCUAG